Caenorhabditis briggsae is the source of this 789-nucleotide messenger RNA. The transcript is spliced from 5 exons. Lineage: Eukaryota; Metazoa; Nematoda; Chromadorea; Rhabditida; Rhabditidae. Gene Ontology annotation, molecular function: nucleic acid binding. The coding region runs from base 1 to 789 and encodes 262 amino acids. The record is from RefSeq and is a predicted model, not a curated record.
AUGCUUGUAGCUAGUGAACGAUCUCCAAGCAAUGAACCUACUCUAAUGAUUGGAGACGUUGACCAGAAUUUCGACUUCACCCCCGUUCAUGAUUUUAUACAGUCAACGUUCCCAUAUCCAAUCAGAAACAGAAAAUCAACGACUGCCAGAAAGACAAAUGUCAACUACUUCUUUCAAUACUUUUCAUUUGAGGAUGCUCGAAUCGCGCUGAGAAAACUGAAUGGGCUCAAGGUUCCUGAAAUGGAACCCGAAUAUCAACUCGCAAUGAAUUUCACAAGACAAAAAGAUGAAGUUUGUGCUCAUUUGACAAUUUACAAUCUGCAUCUGGCUCAAUUAGAAGUCAUGAAAUUGUACACUCGGUAUCCGUCACUUCUUGGUUUGGCACGAUACAAUUUUCUUAAUGAUGAAGGAAAGAGACCCAAAACUGUUUGUUUUAUUCGAUUUGGUGAUAAGGAUGAUUGUAUGGAAGCUGUGAGAGAGCUCAAUUUGCGUCCUAUCGAAAACAGUUGGAUCCUUAUGACGAUUUCUGUGAGAUAUAUGGAUGAGUUAAAGGAAUAUGUAGCAGAAAGGGAAGCAAAUAAUCGAGCAAUCGGGAUGCCAGCAUUCCAUAAUUUCUACUAUAAGCGGGAAUUGAAUGUAGACCAAUUUAAUCAAUUGAUCAUCAACAACACCUACGAUCAUAUCAACGAAAUGGAGGCAUCCAGAUGGUCUCCUGUGGUCUUCCAGACAAAAAUUCUUCAAAAAAACUACAACAGACAAAUCACAAUGGGCUUGUUUGAGAAUAUGUGA